GGCUGCAGAAACUUGCUAGGCAGAAUUAGUCAACGUUUACUCCACAGAAAAUGUGCGUCUAAAUGAAGCUGAGAUGGAGUCUUUUGCGAAUUGGAUGCUGAUCCAAGGGGAUACACAUACAACAAACUCAAGAAAGACUGUAUUGUUUGUUUCUCUUGUUAGCUAGCUUUAAAUGAUCAAGUAGCUAGCCAGGCUAGCUAUCCGGUAGGCUAUCUGUUUUUCCAUCUAGAAUCUGUAGCUAGCUGGAUAUUAAUAGUUUGUGCAGCUCAGCCAUCUAAGCCACCUUGCAGGACGUUUAAAAGCUUUGUCAGUCAGGGUUUUACUAUAUUAAAUGAAACGGCUAAAGCAGGUUGUGGUCAUCCAAGUCGCUAACCUUACAUCAUUUAGCCAGCUAAGCUAGCUUCUUGUUCAGUUGUUAAUGAAUUGUCUUUGCUUGGUUUAACUUUAGCGAAAUGAGCCUAGACGCUUGAGUUGGAAGAUUUUCAGAGGCAGCUGUGGGGCAGUAGUAAAAUUUACUACUUUGUUAGCCUAUCUAGCUAGGAAGGAAGUUUUUAGAAGAAAGGCUAGCUAACUAACCCAGUGGUUGGGUUGCGAACUUGUCUUUCGUUGAAGAUUUAAAUGAAGAAUGUUAAGUGUAAGGUGAGAGGUAUGUACGAUUUCAGGGGUUUUGUCAUCGUGCUGGCAACUGCAUUCUUUAGUGGCCUUUUGUGUGGGGUUGUUGGUCAAGAUGGUCAGACCAUGUCUGCCGAGGAAAAGUCCAAAACCAGGGAUCAAGUUCUGGAAAUGUUUGAUCAUGCCUAUGGCAGUUACAUGAAAUAUGCAUAUCCAGCAGAUGAACUAAUGCCCUUGAGCUGUAGAGGGAGAGUUCGAGGGCUGGAGCCCAGUCGUGGAGACAUUGACGACUCUCUGGGAAAGUUCUCUCUGACCUUGAUUGACACUUUAGACACACUAGUGCUGCUCAACAGGCUGGAGGAGUUUGAGGAGGCAGUGAAAAAAACACUUAAAGAUGUCAGACUGGACAAUGAUGUGGUGGUGUCUGUCUUUGAGACUAACAUUCGUGUGCUGGGUGGCCUGUUGGGAGCUCAUGUGAUGGCUGACCUGCUAAAGCAGCGGGGGGAGAAGAUGCAUUGGUACAGAGACGAGUUGCUCCACAUGGCCAAAGACCUGGGCUACCGCCUUCUGCCUGCCUUCAACACCACCAGUGGCCUUCCUUAUCCAAGGGUGAACUUGCGCUAUGGGGUCCUGAACCCUCUCUCGCGCACAGGUACUGAGACGGACACCUGCACGGCCUGUGCUGGCACCAUGAUCCUGGAGUUUGCCGCGCUCAGCCGUCUCUCUGGGGACUCUGUGUUUGAGACUUAUGCUCGGAAAGCCCUGGACGUCCUCUGGGAGAAGAGACAGCGAGAUAGUGACCUCAUGGGCACAGUCAUCAACAUCCAUAAUGGAGCCUGGGUGCGCAGGGAUAGUGGUGUUGGUGCAGGAAUAGACUCUUACUAUGAAUACUUGAUGAAGGCUUACAUUCUGCUCGGAGACAACAUGUACCUCGAGAGAUUCAAUACUCACUACAGUGCCAUUAUGAAGUACAUCAGCCAGCCCCCUCUGCUCCUGAGCGUGCACAUGCACAACCCCACGGUCAAUGUGCGUGGCUGGAUGGACUCGCUGCUGGCCUUCUUCCCCGGCCUCCAGGUUCUCAGAGGAGAUCUGAAGCCAGCCAUAGAGACCCAUGAAAUGCUGUAUCAGGUCACCAAGCAGCACAAGUUUCUUCCGGAGGCAUUUACCAGUGAGUUCAGAGUUCACUGGGGUCAACACCCACUGCGUCCAGAAUUUGCUGAGAGCACAUACUUUCUUUACAAGGCUACAGGUGACCCGUACUACCUGAAAGUGGGCCAGUCUAUUGUGGAGAAGCUGAAUGCCCACACGCGUGUCCCCUGUGGCUUUGCGGCAGUGCAGGACGUGAGGACUGGGAUACAUGAAGACAGAAUGGACUCCUUCUUCCUGGCUGAGAUGUUUAAGUACCUCUACCUGCUGUUCUCUGAGAAGAGUCACUUGCCUUUCGACAUUGAUGACUACAUCUUCACCACUGAGGCCCACUUGCUCCCAGUGUCUCUGUCUAUGGCAGAGCCCUCCUGCGAGGUCAACGGCACGGACCCUUCCCUCACCCGGAAGGAGGACCUGUUUACCUAUUCCUGCCCCAGUACACAGACCCUUUUCCCCAACAACCCGACCUAUGCCAAGACUAUCCGAGACAACUACAAAUACCUCACAGGGGUGGGCCGAGAUUCCCACUCCUCGCCUGCUAGGAGGAUUGAACUGCCCCUUCAUGACACUGGGAUGGAGCCCAUGGAGUUUCUCAAGAGUAUGGGCAUCUCUUUCACCCCCCUCACAGAUAUGGCUGCAGCCAGCAUUGGCUCCAGGAGCCAGGACUCUCAGAAAGGUGUGUUUCGAGUGAAGCUGGUCGCAGAGGUCAGCCAGUUACCUGAGGAGGAGGUGGUGCCUCUCAUCGUGCAGCUCAUCUCUCCCCCAUUUUUGGGUAGGACGGUCCUAACCGCUGGCCCAGCCAAAUUUGGAAUGGACCUCACAAAGCAGGAGCAUGGGGUGAAGGGGAGUAUAGUGAAAAGUGUUCCCUACACAGCGUGUGCUCACAUAGAGAACGCCUUGGAGCUGCAGGGACACAUUGUCUUGGCCCUGAGAGGCGGCUGCAUGUUUGCUGCUAAAGCCCGACGUCUACAGGAGGCCGGGGCCAUUGGAGUUAUUUUCAUUGACCAGCGAGAAGGGAGCAGCAGUGCGGAGACGCCUCUCUUCCAGAUGGUUGGAGACGGCGAGCCCACACAGGACAUCACAGUCCCGCUGGUUUUCCUCUUCAGCAGGGAGGGGGCCAUUCUAACCGCUGCCCUGCAGGAGCACUGCAACGUGGAUGUCCUGCUGCUGCCAAAAGAGAGGCAGCUCGGGAGGGACAAACCUGAGAAGCUGAACAUCAAGUUCCGACUGGCCCAGGAGGGUGAGCUGGACGAGAGUGAAGGAGAUGGUGCCACCAUCCGGCUGGUGCUGCAGGGCGAGGUGGCCGCUGAGGCAGAAGGUGAAAGGGCAGGCGUCACAGCCCCGUCCCACUGUACCGCAACAUCUACAGGGGGCGAUCCGCAACCCUUCAGCCAAGAGCAGAAAGCCCCAGAGGACAGCCCUUGACACCUGGGUCAGGGUGGUAUCUCCUCCCCUUCACAGACGCCAGGGCUGCUGCUGGCCUCUGCCUGCCCCAGGAUCAUGGAAUACAGGCAGAAUACGGCAAGCAAGGCCCUCACCUCCUCCAGAGUGAACAGAGCCAGCUCAACUUGUACCAAGUCCCACACGGGUGGUUGAGCAUUUUCUCCCCUCUUAAGGCCGGAGUUGAUUUAUGUGGUUUGUAGUUACUGGGACUGCAUAUUGAUGAUGUAUACAGUGAGUGGGGAAAGCUGGAGUCUUACCUCCUACUGUUGGGCAAUAGCCCACGUGUGCUUGCCUGGUGGCUAGCAAGGGAAAAAUCCUGUAUAGCCCAGUGGUUGAGCAACCUGCUACAGUAGGGGACACUCAGGCCACAACACUGCGUGUGUGCGUGCGUGCGUGUGUGUGUUCAUGUGAGUAUGUUAUAAAACCUGUCAGUAAUGAAUUCCUGUCUGUUGUCAGAAGCAAGCACAGGCGAGAUUCUGUGAUUAACAGCAUUACGUUUGCUUGGGGAUUUUUUUUUUUUCCCAGUUGUUUCCUUAUUUUAUCAAAGUGGCUUGAAGUCUCUGGAUUGUCAUGAGACGUGUUAACCCAUGACCAAACCUGAACAAGCAGUAUUAAACACACGGAAUAUAAUGGAUAUACAAGGACGAAUGGGCCUGUGUGACUAACACUGAAGUUCAUCCACAUUUUUUUAUACUGAAACAUCAGGGAAAUUAAAGUGCUAAGGUGUGUGUGUGUGUGUGUGUGUGUGUGUGUAAAGUCACGAUUUUAACACCAAGGACUGCCCUCUGCCAGCGCUUGGUGGGGACUGUUUGUGUGCAUCAUUCAUAUCCAGUACCUUCAGAAGUCCUUGUACAGAAUAAAUGGUUAAAGAACCAGCUAACUGUUGAAGUGAAGCUUCAGGUUUUGAUUUGUCAUUUUUCCAGAAUCUGCGAUUUCCUGUUCCACUCUUGUUGUUUAAUUUUUUUAUUUACAUUAACCCCUCUAUAAAUAUUCACACUUCUCAGGUGUGGUGUGGAUGGGACUUGUCUGAUGGAAGGUCUGCAGGUGCCAUUAGUCCUGUUGCCAUGCCAACCAGCCCCUUGCGUACCUCUUGCACUUUGGCACAGAGACACUUUUUCCACCCCAUAGACCAGCACAGUAGUGGGUGUGCAUACGUAUUUGCCUGUUUGUUUCAUAUAUGCAGCCUUUGUGUGGACUUCGUGGUACUGUAAGAUGACAUGAUGGCUGACCUUAAUGCUUAGUGAAAAUCUCAAAAGAGAGAUUCAUGUUCUUCAGCUUCAUAUUUCACAGUCCUAAAUCGCUCAUUCCACAAAAGCUUGAAUUGUAGGUAUUGGGUAACACCUAUGGAGACCAUUUUCACUCAAUAGUCUUUGUUUCCCACCCUUUCCUGACUACCUGAGAAUACAUCACUAGUCUCAUUCAGUGUGUAAUUUAGAACAAUGCCGCACUCCCACGUGCCCUUGGUACACCGUGAUUUCAUGUUUUAGAAAAAUAAUUGGGUCCACUUUGCAGUGUGUUUUUUGUGAUCAUGAACUGUGUGUGUGGUCUAAAGAGCAACUUUAAAGAUAUCAUGAUGCAAAGUUUGUUUUUCUGGCACUUUGACAUUUAGGAUCAACAGUGGAGAGAGUCACAUCUUUACCUGUUAUUUAGUAGUCAAAGUGAGAAAUGGCUGGCUGACUGACUUUUGUUUUAUUCCUAUUCUCAAUGUACCUCUGUACCUCUUCUUUCAAAAAAAGGGCUUGCUAGUGACCAUUUUACUACCCACAACGGAAACAUGACUGAUUCCAUGGCCUUUGUUAUUAUAUUUUAUAUAUUUGUGAGACAGUAUUUGCCAUUUGAGGAUGUUGGGUGUCAAAAGUCAGAUAAAACCUUGAAGUGCAAUGUGGUGUUCUAGACCUGUAGCCAUAUGAAACUCACAUGUGUGGUGUCAUUCCUGAUGAGUGCACUUUGUUCUGUUAUUGUCACCAAUAAACUAAGUUCUGACCACA
Molecule: messenger RNA, 5189 nt
Organism: Electrophorus electricus (electric eel)
Lineage: Eukaryota; Metazoa; Chordata; Actinopteri; Gymnotiformes; Gymnotidae
Product: ER degradation-enhancing alpha-mannosidase-like protein 3
Biological process (GO): carbohydrate metabolic process; endoplasmic reticulum mannose trimming; mannose trimming involved in glycoprotein ERAD pathway
Cellular component (GO): endoplasmic reticulum; membrane
Molecular function (GO): mannosyl-oligosaccharide 1,2-alpha-mannosidase activity; calcium ion binding
Source: RefSeq, a predicted model, not a curated record